UACCGCACAGCUCGACGUACAUACCCGUACACGAUCCGCCGAUUCCGAGUCCGAGUCCGAUUUCGAGUCCGAGUCAAAGCCGAGCUCCCGCAACCAGGCACAGCCAGCACACACACACACACACUAUUUUUAAAUAUAGCGCAGCGCAGAGUCGUCUCAGCCAACAAUUACAAAUUACAACAACAAAAAAUAACACACACAACUAAAUCAACAUGAAAUUCUCAGUCACCAUUGCCGCCCUGUGCCUGUGCCUGGCCUUUGCCGCUGGCCAGCAAUACUUUCUAGGACAAUUCCCCGGCCGAUCGCGCUUCGCCUACGAUCCUUUGGCCCUGGCACAGCCCUCGGCAGCGCAGAUCCGUGAUCCGCGCCAGAACAGAGGACCCGUUGUGUUCCCCCCCUCGCCCCCGGAUGCGAUUGAGGAGUCGAGCGGCGUUGUUGUUGGCGCCUCUGGCUUUGGCUUUGUGCCACCUCAGCAAACGGUGGCAGCUGUGGCCGCGGCGGCUGGCGGCGUGGAUCCCACAUAUUUCAGCACCACAUUUCAAACGCCGGACACAUCGUACGCAACGUUCAACUAUUAUAGCAGUCCAUACAGUACGAGAUACACAUACUUCUGAGGCGACACGGGUCCGCUCCGGAGCCAAGAGUCGGGUCGAGUCGAGAGUCGAGUCGAGAGUCGAGUCAUGUGUAAGUAGUCAGUUAAUGAGGCGCCUAGGCAAAAUAUCUAACAAUGUUGUAAAUAAAUGUGUAAAAUAUGCAA
Messenger RNA from Drosophila montana, 757 nucleotides. RefSeq lists its product as uncharacterized. The transcript is spliced from 5 exons. The coding region runs from base 213 to 614 and encodes 133 amino acids. The record is from RefSeq and is a predicted model, not a curated record. NCBI's taxonomy places the organism in Eukaryota, Metazoa, Arthropoda, Insecta, Diptera, Drosophilidae.